Necator americanus (New World hookworm) is the source of this 3216-nucleotide messenger RNA. RefSeq lists its product as uncharacterized. Gene Ontology annotation, biological process: regulation of transcription by RNA polymerase II. Gene Ontology annotation, cellular component: nucleus. NCBI's taxonomy places the organism in Eukaryota, Metazoa, Nematoda, Chromadorea, Rhabditida, Ancylostomatidae. Bases 1 to 3216 code for a protein of 1071 amino acids. Gene Ontology annotation, molecular function: DNA binding. The transcript has 26 exons. The record is from RefSeq and is a predicted model, not a curated record.
AUGCGUAAAGCGAGAUACCAACAGCAUCACCCUUACAAUUCACGUUCUAUCGCAUUGAUCGCAUUUUCUUCCUGUUUGCGAAGUGCCCAGGUUUCUGAAGCGUAUUUCAACCCAGAAGGAAUGGUGGUGCUGAGCAUAAUCUAUAUUUUGCCGAUUUCGGUAUUUGUGAUUCGCGUUGCAGCGUUCUCUCCAUUUUUUCAAGGAACGGGUUUUAUCCCUCCACUCCCGUUCUUUCAAAGAAUACCAUGGGAAGGGAUAGUUCAAAUGAGGACAAUAAUAAGUAAUGAAUACAACAAUUAUAAGGAAGAGAUAGAAAGUCAGAAGAGAAGAGCUGAGGAAGAGCUUGACGCUGCCUUAACAGCUAUUCCUUUAUUCAUCCAACUUAUUCGACAGGCUGAAAAUGAUCCGAACCUCACCUGGGAUCAAGUAGCCGAGAGGAAAUUUAAACUCUUUUCAAAUCUGUUGCCACAGCAAGCUGAAGUCGUUAAAUUCAUGAUUUCUCUAUUCGCACCCCCUUACGCUAAAGCCUCUUCUCAAAGAAUGUCAUCGAAUUUUGGCCAUGGAGGACAAUUUGGAUCCAAUGGGAUUGGACCGUUUGUGCCAGUUCCCUUUGGGCAGGCCCCUUACGGGCAAGGAUUAUACCCUGCUCCUGCUAUUGUACCGUCAGCCAUGGUUAUGUCGUCUCAUUUCCUCUUGGACUCCGAGAACUCAGCCGCAUCCAGAGAACAACUUGGAGAUGUUGUUUUUCGACUAGCUACAGCCAAGCUGUCUGCUCCAGAAGACUCGGCGCGGGCUGCUUCACGGCCACGGAACCGCUCAUUAAAGAAGUCUGCAGCGGUACAAGAUGACGAACCAUCUCUGUUGGACGCUGGUCGACGCGCUGCCUCAUUUGACACCAGUCAAGCAGCAGCCGUUAAACCUUCGCCAUCGCUACGGCCGAGUUCGUUUGAUUCACGGAUGUCGGCAUUUUCGCCGGUGGACGUGCCGCGACUGCUCGUCCAUUCGCCGGCAUCACCGCUUGCCGUCGAGCCGCCCCCGCACGCUACAGACAGUCGUUUGCUCACUGUACCGUCACCGGACUAUCGAAAAAUGUCUUGUGAAUCACCGAAAGCCAGUGACUACAUCACUAUGGGUUUAGCGCCAGCGAUUCUUGGUCAAUUGACAGCGAUCGCAUCGACGAUGAUCACGCCCAGUACUGUUGAAGAAGUCAAGUCAUCUUCUAUCCAAAGCAUGGACUGCACUGCUUCUCUCGAACCGCUUACCUCCUCAUCUCUCGAUCUCCCCUUACCUUCGGGCAUCUGCCAGGAACAAGUCCAGCUACCUCAAGCGUCGGCUGAGUUACUCGCUCAAAUGCCGGCGAAGUCGGUGAUUCAGGAUGACAUCCGGAGCGGUAACGGACGAUUUCAACUAGUUCGGAAGCGCGGCCGCAGCGAAGUGUGGAAUUUAUUCGGGCAGGUACUCGACACGCUCACAAACGUCCGGCUACCGUAUGUAGCGUGUUAUGCUUGUAAGGUCCUUUACACGGAUACCGGUGGUGGCACCGGGAAUAUGACAAGGCAUCGUUGUCCGAUUGGUCUCAGUUAUCGUUCUAGUGCUCACGGCUCAUCAACAGAUACUGUAGAGGCAGGACAACAGUCAUCGUUCGAAUCGACUGUAUCCGGUAUGCAACGCAUAAACGAACAACGUCCAACACUUUCACUUACCAUUAACUCGGAGAGCAGUAGUUCCGCACAGUUGAUCAGUCAAACAUCCGGCGAGGUAUCAAUUGGUGACGUUGAUCGUGAAGUGCUUACGGAUUCUAUCGUAAAGUGUUGUGCUCUUGAUCUCAUUGAUCCUGAUAUUUUUUCAGGUAAAGGAUUUCGUGCGUUGCUCGAUCGUAUGUGGCAAUUAUCGAAACGUUCUGGGACGUCACCGCAUGACGUCUUUCCGGAUACGCAAAUGCUACAGUCUGCGCUUCAAACUAAUCUACGAUUUUGCAUGGAAGAUCUUAAGAACGAGUUGUCUCGAACAUCACAAGGUGUAUGCUUAGCAAUUGAGUCCCUUUCCUAUUAUGAUAAGGAUUUUCGAGUAGUCCAUUGUUCUCGUAUCAGUCAUGAUUGGAAGUGGCGUAGUAACGUUCUUGGAGUCUUCAAAGCUCGCGAGAACCAAUCAAUGGCCGAAAUUAUCAACGUUGUAGUGCAUAACUACGAACUUGAUAGGAAUCUGCUAAGGAUCACCUGUUCAAAAGGUGGCGAAGAAUUCGCACCGGCUAAAUCAUUUCCAGAUCUCAAAGAAAAAUUAAGAGAGGUGCUGCACGCAGUGCUAUCGACCUGUUCAGUACCAGUUCUACAGUCUGUACAAAUGGUUGAUCAAAUAAUGAAAGCGUUUGCUGACUCAGAUGUUCGACCACCGUUUCCAAUACGAUGUUGUGGUGAUGAUAUCUUCAACAUAUACUCAAUUCUCAGAGAUUUCAACUAUCAUUACCACAACAUUGAAGAAAUCAUUCAAUCAAAACUUCAAGGUUUGCAACCUUGUUUCACAAGUUUAAACGCUGAUCAUCUACGUGAACUUGAGGAAUUUCUUGGACCAUUCCAAGAGACUUUUGAGUCAUUAGCUCAAGAGCAGCCGAAUUUUCAUAAGGUUUUGCCCGAAUGGUACGCUUUAAUGCACGAAUGUCAUCCUUCUUCCGAGGAAAUCUCACCACUGCUACGUGAGCUAAAAACAAAAGCCAGCGAACUUCUGGUCCGUGAACAAUCAACAACGAUCACUGUUGAACAUCGUAUCGCAGCUAUUUUGAACCCAAGACAUAAUAGGAAACUAAAUCUGAUAUGCACGGAUCACGAAAGGUCUCAAGCAUGCGAUCGGAUACGAGCGUUAUGCGGCAUACGUACGCAACGUGAACCACUUAGUCGAGACAGCUCUUGCGAAGGAGAACCUCACCGAAAGCGACGACUAUUUCUGAACUCUCUGGAGGAUGAUCCAGUGGGUGACGAUGAACUGGAAUGUUAUCUGCGGUCACAAUAUCCGGCGCAACAGACAAGGGACGUAGUCUCAUUUUGGAGUACCGUUGGUCAGGCGCAGUUUCCCUCGCUAGCGUCGCUUGCACGACGUAUACUGUCCGUUCCGGCGUUGGCGCCGAAGACGACGUUCGAUAAACGGCAUGCUAGUGUACAUCCGGAGCAGCUACAUACGUUCCUAAUGUUGCGCUCCAUGUUCGACACGGAAAGGGAAGACUGA